GGGGGGAUCGGAAUCGGCUGUCUUGGCCCGUUGUUUCGGCCGUUGCGGCUCGAUUUCGUGUGUUUUUUCGACUCGGAGGAACUGCCUCUGGAAGAUUGACAAUGGCUGGUGAGAAAGAAAUUGAGAAAUCUGAAGCAGUGGCUGCUGAAUUGAAGUCAGACACCUCUAAAUUAGCUGAGCAAACUGUGGCUUCUCGAAAAGAUGGAACAUCAUCUAUUUCGUCCUCAGUGGGUGCUACAUCUAGCAUUAAUGGUGAGACAGCUCAAGAGUUAGUAGCAGAACACGAUGUUCAUUAUCCACCUACAAGCUGUUAUGACUAUUAUUACCCAGGGUAUAACGGGACCUUUUCUCAAGUGGACAACCAUAAUUAUUUUAAUGCUGGAGCUGGUUCUUAUACGGGUUUCCAAUCAGACAAUGGUUCACUUGUUUAUUAUCUGCCUGGUUACAAUCCUUAUGGUACAGGUUCUUUUGUGGGUGCUGAUGGGCAACAGCAAUACUAUUCUUCACAAGGGUAUCUUCAGCACCCUGUUUCUCAUGGGUCAGAAGCAAUGUCAUGUUAUUCAGGGGAUUCUACAUAUGUUGGAAAUGUAGGCAAUGGGACCACUGGUUCAUCUGGGAAGGCCAAACCUAUUCAUGGUUCUAGUGCUUCAAUGAAGGCUGAUAGUUGUAACUCCAAAAAAUUAAGUAGCACAAUUGCUGGAAAGUAUUCAACAAUGUCAUUUGAUUCAAAACCAAGAAAAUCUACCAUGCAAUCUAUGCCUGUCCUUGAAGGUCAAAAUCUUAAAACAUUUGGCAAGUUAGGCGGUGGUUAUCAAUCGGCCAGUGUUGGGAAGGGGUACAACCCUGUUGGUAAAUUCUCAUCAUAUAUGAAUCAAAAUCCGGGCUUUUUUAUGCACAAUAGUCCAAUGAAUCACCGAGCUUAUGGUAGGGGAUGGAGUGGGAACAACAGAACAAGAGACAGACGUGGAGAGUUUAAUGCUUCGUCUGAGCUAACGCGUGGUCCAAGGGCCCAGAGUGGGUCUAAUCUUUCAAAUUCUUCAGCAGGUCAAGAACUGCUGAGGGAGACCACUGUUUGGGGGGAUCAAUAUAACCUAGAAGAAUUCCAAACUGAGUAUGAAAAUGCAAAGUUUUUUGUCAUAAAGUCAUAUAGUGAAGAUGAUGUGCAUAAGUCCAUUAAGUAUGACGUUUGGUCAAGCACUCCAAACGGUAAUAGGAAAUUAGAUGCUGCUUUCCAUGAUGCAAAAGGAAAAGCAAGUGAAACAGGCACACAAUGUCCAGUCUUCCUCUUUUUUUCAGUGAAUGCAAGUGGACAAUUUGUUGGUGUUGCUGAGAUGGUUGGGCCAGUGGACUUCAAUAAAGAUAUGGAUUUUUGGCAGCUUGACAAGUGGAAUGGUUUCUUCCCGGUGAAGUGGCAUAUAGUUAAGGAUGUCCCAAAUACUCAGCUGCUGCACAUUAUCCUUGAAAACAAUGAGAACAAGCCUGUCACUCAUAGCAGGGACACUCAGGAGAUUGGACUAAAGGAAGGAGUAGAAAUGCUCAAUAUUUUCAAGAGUUAUGCUGCGAAGACAUCUAUGUUGAAUGAUCUCAGCUUCUAUGAGGACCGUGAGAAGUUGCUUCAAGCUAAAAGGAGCAACAAAGUAGCCUCCCUUCGAACUGAGGUCUAUGGAAGUAGUCAAACCUACCAGAAGCAGCUUAAACCAGGAGGAAGGACAAGCGGAGAAGCAGCAGAUAGGAUGGACAGUUCCUCUGACCCGGCUGCUUCCCUCGUCAAUCUGACCAAAAAUCUCUCCCUCAACCCUCAGCUGCUGAAGUGAUGAUCCUCUGGAAGAAGAAAUCUCGAGUGCCUCUUGUCUAAUGCCCAAAUUUAUUUUGAACUUCAGGCUUCUUCAAUAUCCAUCAUAGGCUUUUCUUUUGGUUGGUUCGUUCGGUCCAAGUUUAGUUUCAGAGAGUAAAAACUCAAGUAAUUUGGUAAUUUUUAGAUUUAGUUUAGUGUUUAAAAGCCUUCAAUUUCUUCUGUUUGUCCUCCCCAUUUUAUGAUUCAAUUUUGGGAUCAUUUGUCAUGUCUGGGGCUUCUGCACCAUUCAGAAUGAUUCUCUCUGGUUUGCCUUAUCAUCAAUGCAAGAUUUAAGCAGCCCUUUAAUUCCAACAUAAAAUUUGAUUUUUACAAAAGGUGAUUGCUUUAAUUUAUAUAACAGGUAGAACUUGGAAAAUGGGAAAUAGUUUGUUUCUUGGUAGCUUGAGUUACCGUAAGGCAGUGAGUUUGAGUCUAUUUCCGUGCAGAUUGUGAUAAUUUGUGUUUAUUCGAGAAGUCAAGACUUUACAGGUUUUGAUUGGGUCAUAUGUUUGUACACCUUGUGUUAAGGUAAGACAGUCAUAUGUUUUAGAAAAGAAUGGACCGGAUGUCUU
Messenger RNA from Diospyros lotus (date-plum), 2406 nucleotides. Its product is annotated as YTH domain-containing protein ECT1. The record is from RefSeq and is a predicted model, not a curated record. Bases 102 to 1814 code for a protein of 570 amino acids. Gene Ontology annotation, molecular function: mRNA binding. The transcript is spliced from 10 exons. Gene Ontology annotation, cellular component: cytoplasm. Gene Ontology annotation, biological process: mRNA destabilization. Lineage: Eukaryota; Viridiplantae; Streptophyta; Magnoliopsida; Ericales; Ebenaceae.